Triticum aestivum (bread wheat) is the source of this 1601-nucleotide messenger RNA. RefSeq lists its product as uncharacterized. The transcript is spliced from 2 exons. The coding region runs from base 317 to 1369 and encodes 350 amino acids. Lineage: Eukaryota; Viridiplantae; Streptophyta; Magnoliopsida; Poales; Poaceae. The record is from RefSeq and is a predicted model, not a curated record.
UCAUUUUCGCUGCGCCUCCUCCUCGCAGCGCCGCCGCAUUCUCUACCCGGCGUCUCCAACCCAUCUGAUCACCUCCAAAAGCUCAGCAGGCCAUGGCUGGAUCCAGCAGCUUGUCCCGCUGAUCGAGCAGCUUAAGCCUUCCCUGCUCUCGUGCGUGCGUGAUUCAUAUCUAUGGCUGCACGGCAGAGUUUUUUGUUCUGAAAAUUAGGAAUUAGUUCGCGCUCCGAAGGCUCUAGAUCUAAAGUGCACAACCGGAGGCUCAGAGAAUUGCAUAUUACUGCUGCAGCUGCAGGGUAUUGGAGGAGUAGUUGGUCCGAUGGGUCGCAAGUUUCUGAAUAUGGUCCUGCACGAGUAUGGCAGUAGAAUGUAUUCGCUGUGCCGCAUCAACCUCUCCACUCAUCUCUUCUACCCGACAGCAAAGGACGCAGCAACAGCCCAUGAAGACGCGAACGCAAGGAAGAAGAAGAAGAAGCAUGGGGGGAUAAUAUGGCCAUCGACGAUCUCGAGCUGCAAGCGCCUGCCAAGAACGGUGGUCAACUUUUCGACGCCGCCCAGCACCGCCGCCGCCAGCAACAUGCGUUUCUUCUCCCUCCUGCCCGAGCUGGGAGAGACCAGCGUCAUGUUCGCCGACCCUUCCUGCAAUUCCUCGGUCUACGAUAUGGGCACCAAGUCUUUCGUCCUCACACCCCAAUCAUACUUCUGCAAGCCGUAUGAUUCCAUCGCCUUGUCCGUUAGGAACCUAUGCAGCGGCGGCAAUUUAUUGGACCACGAAGACGACCACGGCCUCUACGUCAUGAACAGCAUAGACGACAGCUUUGAGUUCUUCAAUUACUGCAAGGUUGGCUUGUCUACCUAUCCGUUGCUGUACAAUAAGUGGUACUGGAGCCCUCUGCCGCCCCCGCCGUCCGGCGGCCGUCCUCUCGUUGCGGCGGCGGUGAUCGACAGCUCCAACGCCAUAUGCGCGUCGUCCAAGCACGGCACCUACACCUUUGAUGUUUCGAGGGAGGUGUGGAGCCACACCGGCAGCUGGGUGCUGCCCUUCCACCGCGCGGCAGAGUAUGUCCCUGAGCUCGGACUCUGGUUCGGCCUCCAGGCCCCUGGCAAUGGCACCCCUCAAAAUCGCUUGUCUGCAUUUGACCUUUCGUCCUCUGCCAUGGCGGAAUCUGCUCCUUCGUCCCUGCAUGAUUGGGAAUACCUCGAUCUCCUCCCCGAGGAGUUGCUGCCUGUGGGGCGUGCCUUGGUGAACCUGGGCUCUGGCAAGUUUUGCAUCGCGACCCACUGCAGGAAGGAUAGGUCUGCACUACAGGAGGAGGACGAGCUGGAGAAUAUUAGGAGUUUGGGUGGAAAUGGGGUGUGCAAACUCUCUUGACUGGCGUGGAGGUGGUCCGCUGCGCCGACGGGCUCCAGCUUAUCCACCACAAGUCCCAACGUUACAACAUUGAAAACGUUAGAAUCCACUGCGUGCUCUAGCUCAUUUUAUUACUUGCCGGAUCAUCCCAGCCUGAGCCAUGUAGGUAGCUUUAAGCUGGAUGCAUCACUCUUAUGGUUACCUCUAAGUUGAGACUUGACAAAAUAAUACUACUCCCUCCGUCUCAUAAUAU